GCCAAAGUGAUUUAUCUUGCUGUCCAAGAUUGUAAGCAGCACUCUUCUCAUGAAAGAAACACUGAGGUACUUGGCAGGCAUUGCAGGCCCAAGUGGUUAUGGCUCAAAUUCAACUGCUGAACAAGUUACUGAAGCUUGUGCUUUCUUAGUCCCCAACCAUUUAACUGCUAUAAUCACUGGAGCCACCUCAGGUAUUGGAGUUGAAACAGCAAGAGUAUUGGUUAAGAGAGGUGUGAGAGUAGUGAUUCCUGCAAGAGACUUGAAAAAGGCAGCAGAAGUAAAGGAAAAAAUACAAAAGGAGAGUCCAAAGGCAGAGAUAAUAAUAUUUGAGACAGAUUUAAGUUGCUUUGCUUCUGUGAAGAGAUUUUGUUCUGAUUUUCUUGCUUUAGGCCUACCUCUUAAUAUUCUUAUAAAUAAUGCUGGGAUAUUCUCUCAAAACUUGGAAUUCUCUGAAGACAAAAUUGAGAUGACAUUUGCUACAAAUUACUUGGGACAUUUUUUGAUGACAGAGUUGCUAAUAGAGAAAAUGAUAGAGACAGCAGCAGAGACAGGCGUCCAGGGGAGAAUAAUAAAUCUUUCUUCUGUAAUUCACAGUUGGGUAAAGAGAGAUUCUUUUUGUUUCAAUCAAAUGCUAAGCCCAAAGAAUUACAAUGGCACACGUGCAUAUGCUCAAUCCAAAUUGGCUAACAUAUUACAUGCCAAGGAAAUGGCGAGACAAUUGAAGGCGAGAAAUGCCAAAGUAACAAUCAAUGCAGUACACCCAGGAAUUGUGAAGACAGGAAUAAUUAGAGCUCAUAAGGGUUUCAUCACAGAUUCCCUGUUUUUUAUUGCCUCCAAGUUACUAAAGUCAACAUCUCAGGGUGCAUCAACCACGUGUUAUGUAGCUUUAAGUCCAGAAAUGGAGAGGGUGAGUGGAAAAUACUUUGCAGACUGUAAUGAGAGCAACUGCUCAGCUUUGGCCAGUGAUGAAUCUGAGGCACAAAAACUGUGGAGGCAGACCAGAACACUCAUCCAUAGAAGACUCUACCUCCCAACUUAGACAUUUGUAGAUAGUAAAUUUUUAGAUGCCAUAAGUAUUAUAUGUGUUGUAUAUAUUCUUAGAUGUGCAUAAUUAAAGCCAAUUUACAAGGGGAGGUUCUGGGAUAAAUCUACAUUUUACAUAGGAAAUAAAAGGGGCUUAUCGUAUUAUUCUAUAACUAGGUUGUAUAACUCCAGUUUAUGUAUGUACUAGUGAAAUAAUAAAUAUUUCCAGAUUCUCCUUCUC
This is a messenger RNA of Jatropha curcas, 1264 nucleotides long. RefSeq names its product NAD(P)-binding Rossmann-fold superfamily protein. Lineage: Eukaryota; Viridiplantae; Streptophyta; Magnoliopsida; Malpighiales; Euphorbiaceae. The record is from RefSeq and is a predicted model, not a curated record.